Cylicocyclus nassatus is the source of this 285-nucleotide messenger RNA. Lineage: Eukaryota; Metazoa; Nematoda; Chromadorea; Rhabditida; Strongylidae. The record is from the annotation of a GenBank genome assembly.
AUGGAGCACAUGCGAGGGCGCAGCCACCAUGGAAGUUUUGGAAGUCCGCCACCACCAGAUCGCAAAAGUACUAGGAGAUCAGCACCUCCGGAUGUCCGAAGCAUCAAUUUCGUAUCAGCCAGAGGAGCACAACCCGCUCAACAGCUCUCCCGAUACUUCCCCGAAAAGAAGGGCGUAAACUUCCGCAGCUGGACCACUCCAAGAAAUUUACUGUGGCCUAUGCCUUCAAUACAUAAAGGAAGUAGGAGCCGAACUCGUGAAAUUUGUAUGUGUAUUUGUGUAUAG